Messenger RNA from Pseudopipra pipra, 2807 nucleotides. RefSeq names its product dynein axonemal intermediate chain 2 (gene DNAI2). The record is from RefSeq and is a predicted model, not a curated record. Gene Ontology annotation, cellular component: outer dynein arm. NCBI's taxonomy places the organism in Eukaryota, Metazoa, Chordata, Aves, Passeriformes, Pipridae. The transcript has 13 exons. Gene Ontology annotation, molecular function: dynein heavy chain binding; dynein light chain binding. Gene Ontology annotation, biological process: cilium movement; outer dynein arm assembly. The coding region runs from base 682 to 2484 and encodes 600 amino acids.
GGGGGUGUCGAGGCGUUGCCUGGCAACGGCGACGCGUCCCCGGUCAGGCCCCACCGGGACCGGGAUCGGGACCUGGACAGGCCCCACCGGGGUCCCGGGGCCUUCAGGGUGUUCCUUUAACACUCAGAGCUCUUCAUCCCUCUGUUCCUGGGGCUCAGCUCCAUUCUGGGGCUCCUGCUGCCUUUUUGGGAUCUCCCUAAAGUCCCCUAGGCCCUCUCAGGGUACUCCCUCCCCAGGCUUUCUGCUCACAUUCGGGGUUUCCCAAGGUUUCCAUUCCCUUUUGGCGCCUUCCCCAAUCCCUCCUGGGGCUCCCUGAGUUUUCCACUCCCUUCCAGGACCAUCUCUCCAUUCCUGACAACUUCACUCCCUUUCAGGCUCCCACUCUCCUUUGGGACCCUCUCUUUCUCCCCGAAGUUUCUGCUGUCUUUUGGGGCUCUCCCUCCACCCCUGAGGCCCCUGUUCCUUUUAAGGGUUCCCCAAGGACCCCACUCUCUUUUGGAGCUCUCCAUCCCUGAGGCCUCCUCACCUUUCAAGGGCUCUCUUUUGGGACCCUCCAUCCCCAAGCCUCCCACUCCUUUUGGAGUCUUCCCUGAGGCCCCCACUCCCUUUGGGGUCUCCCCCUCCCUCCCCAACCUCCCCAUUCCUUCCCAAGCCCCCCCUGCUGUGGGGGUCCCCCUCACCAUGGAGAUCAAGUUCGAGUACAUGCGGAAGCGCAGCGACUUUGGGCGGCCCUGCAACUUCUCGGACCUGCCGGCCGAGGUGACCGUGGACAUCCCGCCGGACCCCAGCCUGGCCGAAGACUUCAUCCCCCAGGACCCCGUGGACUUCGCCCUUCAGCACGCGCCCGUCAUGGCUCUGCACGAGGUGAACACGGAGCGGGUGCAGGCAACAUCCCGGGGCGUGAACCAUGUGGAGGGCGGGUGGCCCAAGAACGUCGACCCCAAGAACACGGAGCUGACCUCCCGCUACAGGGAGGAGGUGGAGAGGGAUGAGGUCUACACCAGAACCAUCCAGCACCUUGGCACCCUGAUGGAGCACUGCAUCAGGCAGAACAAUGCCAUCGACAUCUACGAGGAAUAUUUUGCAGACGACGAAGAGGAAGAGGGGAUCGAGGACCCUCCCUCUGCCAAAACCAUCAGUGCCUUCAGUGCCUCAAAGGUUAAUUUCAGCAUCAGGGGCUGUUGGGUUGUUUUGGGAGGCAGAUCCAGUAAGAGAAUUGGAUUUUCAGAAAGGGACCCAAGCCCGGUCAGGAGGACGGCCACACACCUCUCCUGGCACCCCGACGCUGGCAAGGAACUGGCCGUGGCUUACUGCAGCCUGGAGUUCCAGGACAAGAGGAAAGACAUCGGCAUUGAUUCCUUCAUCUGGGAUAUGGACUACCCCUACAAGCCACUGCUCACCCUCAUGCUCUCGUCCCCUGUGGUGACUGUGGAAUACAAUCCCAAGGACUGGCAUCACCUGCUGGGAGGCUGCUACAACGGGCAGAUAGUGUACUGGGACACCAGGAAAGGGGGGCUGCCCAUGGAGGCGACCCCCCUGGAGCUCAGCCACAGGGACCCCGUGUAUGGAGCGCUCUGGCUGCCCUCCAGAACAGGCACUGAGUGUUUCUCAGCCUCUACAGAUGGGCAGGUCCUGUGGUGGGACAUCCGCAAACUGUCACAGCCCAGCGAUAGGCUGGUCUUGGACAUCACCCGGGAAGAUCAGCUGAAGAAUGCCCUGGGUGCCAUCUCCCUGGACUUUUCACUCUCCAUGCCCACCAAGUUCCUGGUGGGCACAGAGCAGGGCAGUAUCAUCAACUGCAACCGUGAUGCCAAGACCCCCCCUGAGAAAAUCGCCAACGUCUUCAAUGGCCACAUCGGGGCUGUUUAUGCCGUGGCCAGGAGCCCCUUCAACCCCAAAGUCUUCCUGUCGGUGGGUGACUGGACUGCCCGCAUCUGGUCGGAGGAGAACCUGGACUCGUCAUCGAUUAUGGAGACCAAGUGCCACGUUCCCUACCUGCUGGACGGGUGCUGGAGCCCCGUGAAGCCGUCUGUGUUCUUCACUGUCAGGUCAGACGGGAUCCUGGACGUCUGGGACUUCCUCUUCCACCAGAAGGAGCCUUCCCUCAGCCUCAAGCUCAUCCUGCCCGACUUCCAGGGCCAAGUGCCACAACCCAUGUGUCCCCCAUCCCCAGAUGAGCAACGAUCCCCUCCUCAGCCUGCGCCCACAGGACAACGGGCGCAUCAUCGGCUGUGGCACCAAGCAGGGCACCAUCAACGUCCUGGAGAUCUCCUCGGGGCUCUGCACCCUCCGGAAGAACGAGAAGUCCCUGACCUCCACGAUGUUCGAGCGGGAGGCGCGGCGGGAGAAGGUCCUGCAGGACAAACAGCGGGAGCUGCAGGUCCGGGCACAGCUCCUGGCAAAGGCCAAGAAGGAAGAGCCAGAGGAUCCCCAGGAGGUGUUCAAGCAGGCCCGCAAGGAAUUCUUCAAUGUCAUCAAGACUGAGCAGCAGAGGAGGGGAGAGACAGUGUCCCUGUUUUCAGAGAGUCAAGAAGAGGAGGCUGCGUAGGAAUAGGAAAAGGAGGAGAAGAAGAAGGGGGAGGAUGCCAAGGUCAGUGCACUCCAGCUUCGCCUUCCUUUCCCCUCCGUGCCAGAGCUGCUGCUCCAUGGCUCCUGCAGGGAUGAGGCCACUGGCCCUGAGCUGGGCAGCACCCGUGGGCUCUGUGCCCCUGUGGGCUGGGCCCUGCACAGCAUCCUGACCCCACGGAUGCUCCCUGGCUCUUGGCAUCCUGAUUUUCUUUGUGGUGAAUAAACCACUGCUUUCCACA